Molecule: messenger RNA, 1471 nt
Organism: Lycium barbarum (goji berry)
Lineage: Eukaryota; Viridiplantae; Streptophyta; Magnoliopsida; Solanales; Solanaceae
Product: protein SRG1
Exons: 4
Coding region: 252-1310 (352 amino acids)
Source: RefSeq, a predicted model, not a curated record
ACAUGUACAUCUCUGAUCUCACCUUGAUGAGAUGAGCUCAUUAAUAUAAAACAAGAGGACACAAUUCUGAUAACAAUCAAUAUCAAUUUUUUUUUCUUGAUAACCGGGGUGUCGGGCCAGCUUGCACGCACCUCGACUAAUCCACGGAGUACCUGCUGCCCCACAACAGCAGAGGUACCGAGUAACAAUCAAUAUCACUGCUAGACGCUAUCCCUAUAUAUCUGCAGAGACUCUUACUAUAUUCACAUGAUAUGGCUGGACUAUCUCCAAUUACAGCAGAUAUAGACUGCAAACCAGUUCAAGAUAUGGUGAAAGAUGGAGAUGAAAUACCGGAUAAAUAUGUAUGCAAAGACUUUCAAUUUGGAACCAUAGAUGAUGAUGUUCCGACAACGGACAUACCGGUCGUUGAUCUGAAGGCUUUGACUUCUUCAGCAGCUUGUGGGAAAGAGGAACUUGGAAAACUUCAAUCAGCCCUUAGCUCAUGGGGUUGCUUUCAGGCAAUAAACCAUGGAAUUGAAGAAUCCUUCAUCGAUGAAGUGAAUAAAGUUUCAAGAGAAUUCUUUGACCUUUCAAUGGAAGAGAAGCAAAAAUAUGGCAGAGUAGCAGAUGAUAUCGACGGAUAUGGAAAUGACAUGGUUCUAUACGAAAAUCAAACCCUUGAUUGGAGUGACCGACUGUAUCUCCUGGUUCAUCCAGAAGACGAGCGCAAGCUCAAGUAUUGGCCUGAAAAUCCAAAGUCACUUAGGGAAAUUUUGGAAGAAUAUAGCAGAAGAUUAAAACUGAUAGCAGAGCAACUCCUCAAGUCUAUAGCAAGGUCUUUGAACUUACCGGAUGAUCGAUUUCUGAGACAAUACGGAGACAAACCAGUAAUGUAUGCAAGAUUUAACUUUUAUCCUCCAUGUCCGAGGCCUGAGCUUGUUCAUGGCCUCAAACCCCAUGCGGAUGGAUCGGCUGUUACCAUUCUCUUACAAGAUAAAGAAGUUGAAGGUCUUCAAGUACUGAAAGACGACAAAUGGUACCGAGUUCCCAUCAUGCCUUAUGCUCUUCUUGUCAACAUUGGAGAUCAAGUAGAGAUAAUGAGUAAUGGACUUCUUAAGAGCCCGGUGCACAGAGCUGCGACAAACUCGGAGAAGGAGAGGAUCACUGUGGCUAUGUUCUGUAGCCCAGAAUCCGGAAGAGACAUCGAGCCUGUUGAGGAGCUAAUUGAUGAUAAAAGACCAAGAUUAUACAAGAAAGUGAAGGACUAUACUGCAACUUACUUCCAAUACUACCAAGAAGGAAAGAGACCAAUUGAUGCUGUGAAAAUCUAGCCAAAUCUAGUACUACUCACGGAUCAUUGCUCUUGACGAAGUAGUUAAGACUUAAUACCAAGAAAUAAGAAAAUCAUCGAAAAUAAAGUUUAAUUGUCUAGCACCCUCCAAACUAGAGUAACGAACAAAUCUUCAACUAUAUUUAAGUGUCUAUCUUCCAA